Molecule: messenger RNA, 1209 nt
Organism: Macrosiphum euphorbiae (potato aphid)
Lineage: Eukaryota; Metazoa; Arthropoda; Insecta; Hemiptera; Aphididae
Source: the annotation of a GenBank genome assembly
AUGCCUGAGAGUGAUAUUUUAGAUAUAACUUCACAGUACGAAACGGAUUCUAAAAUUACGAAAAUUGAAUAUCAUUCAUACACACCGUAUACUACAUCAUUUAAUAAUAAUGAUGAAAUACGUAUAUCAAUCCAGCAAACGGAUGUCUACCCAUAUCUACACGAAAGCUUUAUUUUUUUGGAAGGAACAAUUACUGAUGCUACCAAAGUGAAACUAUCUAAUAACGGUUACUCUUACCUCUUCGAACAAAUACGAUUGGAAAUCAAUGGGAUAGAAGUAGAUAGCACACGUGUUCUUGGAAUCACCAGCUCGUUGAAAGGUUACUUAUCCGGUACGCCAGAUAACUACAAUUGUUAUGAAAAUGCUGGCUGGAAUUUUAAAAACGCAACGCAAUCGGAAAAUGAAAAAGGUGAAUUUAGUGCUUGCAUACCAUUGAAAUAUUGGUUAGGAUUGUUUGAAGACUAUAAAAGAAUAUUAGUGAAUUCUAGAUUGGAAUUAAUAUUAACCCGAAGUCAUAGUGAUUUAAAUGCUUUACAAGUUAAAAGUGGUGCAACUGCUACUGAAGGUAAAAUCACCUUAAAUAAAAUAGUCUGGAAGGUCCCACAUAUAACGGUCGACGAUGAAGAAAGGUUGAAAUUAUUGAAACUUAUAGAAAAAGAAAAAAGUCUAUUUAUCCCUUUUAGAUCUUUUGAAACUUUUGAAUAUCCUGAACUCGGAACCACUAAAAAAGUCGUAUGGAAUUUGAAAACUGCUUCAAAAUUAGAAAAACCGCGAUUUAUCAUAAUUGGAUUACAAAAAGGACGCAAAAAUUUGCUAACAAAAGAUUGUAGUAUAUUUGAUCAUUGUAAUUUAACAAACGUUAAAGUAUUUCUGAACUCUAUAGCUUAUCCAUACGAUAAUUUGAAUUUAGAUUUUACUAAAAAUAACUUCACCUUAUUAUAUAAUAUGUAUACAUCGUUUCAAGAAUCGUACUAUGAAAAAAGUAUUCGCAACCCGAUAUUGAGUCCUUCUACUUUUCUGACAAACGCUCCAAUUAUAGUUAUCGAUACUUCGAAACAAAACGAUUCAGCCACAGCCUCAGCAGUGGAUGUUCAAUUGGAAAUUGAAGCUUCAGAAUCGUUCACAGGUGUGACUGCUUACUGUUUCUUAAUUCAUGAUCGUAUUGUAGAAUAUGUACCUUUUACUAGAGAAGUAAGAAAACUUGUGUAA